Closterium sp. NIES-65 is the source of this 2671-nucleotide messenger RNA. The record is from the annotation of a GenBank genome assembly. Lineage: Eukaryota; Viridiplantae; Streptophyta; Zygnematophyceae; Desmidiales; Closteriaceae.
AGACCUGUCGUGGAACUAUCUCUUUGGUACAGUACCUCCUGUCUUCAGCUCCAAUGUCAAUUCCAUACUGCUUGGAUACAACGCCUUUGACGGGCCCAUCCCACCACACCUGGCACUGCCCAGCUUGACCCAGCUCCAGCUGUCCAACAAUCAGUUCACAGGAGGCAUCCCCAGCGCAUUCACCAGCCUCACCGGCAUGGCUGCUCUGGAUGUGUCCAACAACAGCCUCAGCUCAGGCCUGGACGUGGUGGCUCAGAUGACAUGGCUCACAGACGUGGUGCUCCAUACAAACAACUUCUCCGGUGUGCUGCCCAUGGCGUUCUCAGGGAUCGAAGGCCUCUCAUCCAUAAGCAUUGCCAACAACCGCUUCUCUGGAUCGUUCCCCGAGUCUCUGUUAAAACUGCCAAGCCUUGUUCUAAUGGAUCUGAGCAACAACAGUUUCACGGGGUCCAUUCCCAAGCGCCUUACGAAGCUUGCUCAGCUGAUAGACAUCAACCUGAACAACAACAAGUUCCACGGGGUUAUCUCUCCGCGUCUCUUUCAGCUCUCCAUGCUCGACUCACUGCAAGUGGCCAACAACUUCCUCUCGGGGGGCCUUCCAGCGUCUCUGCGUGCCUCGUCCUCUCUUAAAACACUUAGCCUGCCAGGAAACAGGUUCACAGGUCCUUUGCCCGACUUCUCGCUCUGGAGUGUCAGCCUCGAGAACCUGGCUCUCAACCACAACAACUUCACAGGGCCCAUUCCGGACUCUAUCUCCACCCUCUCCAGCUUGAAGGCCAUCGUACUCAACAACAACCAGCUGGCCGGGUCCAUUUCAUCGGCCAUCUUCAACAUGACCAAUCUCGUUUCCCUCUACCUCGCCAACAACCAUCUGAGUGGCAGUCUGCCGUCUGCCAUUAGUCGUCUGGAGAAGCUCGAGCAGCUCUGGUUGGACAACAACAGCAUUGAGGGUCCUGUGCCCCCUGCCAUCUGCUCCCCUGCGCGGCUGUGGCGCAUCGAUGUGAGCGGCAACAGCCUGUACGGGCGCAUCAACCGCAAUUUCAAGAGCAUGGUGGCUGACGGGGAAGCGCUCAUCAACUUGGCUCACAACUUCUUCUUUGGAGAUGCCGUGCUCCUCGCUGCCGGCUGCCAGGUCUGCCCCGCCGAGAUCACCCAGCCCAACAACCUCGUCCUUUCGGACCUCAGCAGUGGCAGGGGAGCAGGGAAGUGUGUCGAUGGCAUAUCCGGCACUCGAGAUUACUCGGUGGCGGGGGAAGGCAAGGCUGCGAGGGUGAGUGUGGCGGGCAACUGCCUGGCGCUCAGCCCGGACGCGGAGUGCGCAGCCAACGCCACCCAGCGCAGCACGGCAGCCUGCCAGGCGUUCUGCAGCAUCACGGACAACGGCCCGUGUGACGGCCAUGGGGAGUGUGUGCCGCCUGCCCCCACCUCCCCCUCCAACUUCACCUGCCUCUGCCGUCCCGGCUACUCUGCCCUCGACUCGGGCAAUGGCUCCACCUGCGCUGUUGUGAAAGCCGGCUCUAGUGUGUCCUCGCUCUCCACGGGCGCCAUGGUGGGCAUUGCUGUGGGCUGCUUUGCUGGCUUCGUUCUGCUGGCUGCUGUGCUCUCAUGCCUGCUGUGGCCCCGUGGACCAAGGAAGUGGGAGGGGCUGGACGUGUGUGAGCAGUACACGCUGCAGCAGAUGGUGAAGGCCACAGACAACUGGGCCAAGGGCAACGUGCUGGGCAAGGGAGCAUUUGGCAUCGUGUACAAGGGGUGCUCGCCACAGGGGCAGACAUGGGCCAUCAAGCGCUCCACUGUGAUGACCAACGACUUUGAAAUGGAGGUGCGGGCCAUGGCGUCUCUCCACCAUGUGAAUCUGGUGCGGCUGCUGGGCUUCUGCCAGGAUCUGAACGUGGAGACGGGCAAUCAGGAGCAGAUCCUGGUGUACGAGUUUGUGGCUAACGGAGACUUGCAGCACCACAUUUACAGGAGCGAGAACCCUCUUUCGCUGGGGGACCGACUGCGAAUCGCGCAAGGAGCCGCGGAGGGGCUGGCAUACCUGCAUGGGUUUGCGACGCCCAUCAUUCACCGCGACAUCAAGCCCGCCAACAUCCUCGUGACGGCCGACAUGCAAGCCAAGGUGGCUGACUUUGGGCUGCUCAAGCGGAUCACUCACGGGGAGGAUAAUCAGACCAGGGUGGCCGGCACUCCCGGCUAUGUGGACCCUGAGUACAACCGCACACGCGUGGUUACCACCAAGAGCGAUGUCUUCAGCUUUGGCAUUGUGCUUCUGGCACUGGUGACUGGCAGGCCCCCUCGGGUUGAAGAGACACACAUACGAACAUGGGCAACCAAGAUGGUGGAGGACUAUCAGGUGAUUGGCAUGAAGGAUAGCAAGCUAGACGCAACUGAAGAGGCCGUUCUUGCCAUUGUAGACCUCGCUCUCGACUGCAUCAAAUCGCCAGGUGCUCGCAGGCCUGACAUGAAGGACAUUGCAUACCGCCUCACAGCGCUCAUUGAUAAGUACUGCUCGGACAAGCAGUCAGAAGUAGAGGAAGUAACGGGUAAAGCAGUAGAUGAGAUUCCCUCCGACUCUUCUGCAGGGACUGGCACAAUCUCACAGACUUCCACCAUGAGUCUUGGAUCUUUUAUGAAUGGCAUGGGUAGCUGGCUGGAGAAGGGGCCAAGCUGA